GCGGGAGAGGGGAGGGUUGAUGACACCCGCCGCGAUCAUGGGAGGAAGGAUGCCAGGGGGGGGGGCGAUGAUAACGACGACCGUCCGGUUUCGGCGAUGGUGAAGAAAGGGGUUAAAGAGGAUGAUCUCGAAGAGAGGUCGAAGUUGUGGAUGGACUGCGAUGCAUUCUGGGGUCAGGGACCAGGGAAGCCAUUGAGGGAGGCGGUAGGCGAUUGCACGGACUACUUCGUCGCCAUCGCCAACGGGGAUGCAGGAGCGAAACCGCCUUCGAUGCUCGUAAUGCCGCCGAAUGAUGUGCCGCGCUUCAAGAUCGACGACCCUGCGCAGCGUGAACCGGCUCUGCGCGGAGCGCGCAACGUGGAGAAAGUGGUGCUGCGUGCCAUCCACGGCUGGAUCUUCAAAUCGUCGUCGAGGUCGACAGGCUUCGCUCGUGCAGAAUCGUACAUGACAUUGGACUUCGCAACAGACGUCGCGCGGGCAGUCUGGCAGGCUUUAGAAUGGUCGAGAGUCGUUUCCCCUGGCCUUGUCUUCCACACGCUGGCGAUGAAGAUGGACGUGCCUCUAUGGUUCGCUGGAGUGAAGAUUGUGGAUAGGCCCGAAGACGACGACAUGGCGGCGCGGCAGGAGGCGACAGUUCUGCGCCUGGCAGACUGCUGGACAGAUGCAGUUUGGUGCGGGCAAUGGGCCGACGGUGGCCGUGUGAAACAGGAUAGGUUGACGCGCCUUGCGGAUUGUCUUCGAGUUCUGUUGAGCGCGUGCAUGUGGGUCAUGCGGAUGGGCGGUGAUGACGAACGCUCGCACUACGAGGCAUCAUUCUACGCGUCCAUGGUCGCCAAACCGACACUCGUAGCGGCGGGCUCCUACAUCUUCAACUGGCGGCGACACAUCGUUGACAGCGCCAACCUCGUCUUGGAUCGUUUGGGGAAGGCCCACCUCACGCUGGGAGAUUACCCGCAUUGCAUCCCCAAAUGGAACGCUUGCGGAUUGGUUUUCGGUCACAACGCGGCCCUCAAGAAUGCAGCAGAAGCAGCAAAACACGGGUGGAUCGCCAGCGGCCCACCGGCGGAUGACGAUGGCGAUGACGAGAAGUGACACGUGGUUCAUCCGCAAGGCCGCGGAGGGAUGGGGGCGACGGUGGGGGCGAAUGAUGGUGGGGGUGGGGGGUGUUGUAUGGAAGAUGAGAUGGCCGGUCGCCGUUCCUGCGCAGCACUCCAUGGCGAUGGAGGGGUACAACCCCUCCAUCGCGCUACACGUGUUGUCGUUGAUGGUCGUGGUUGGAGCGCGCAGAUCGGUGGUGUCACGACGUCGAGAGUCGUCAUCUUCGUGCACGUGUUGUUUUAGUGUGCGGUGACAGUACAAGGCAGGUGGAGGUUUAUUGUGUCAGCAAUC
This is a messenger RNA of Chara braunii, 1389 nucleotides long. Lineage: Eukaryota; Viridiplantae; Streptophyta; Charophyceae; Charales; Characeae. The record is from the annotation of a GenBank genome assembly.